AUGGACAUACCAGGAAGCAGUUCUCUCGCGAAGGCCACUCUAUUUCACAAACACACGCGCCGUUUUGAAUGUAAACGAUCAAUGUGCCACGAAGAUCAGUUCAAUGGUGAAAGAAGUCCAGAUGAGCUCAUUUCGAGCAGGCUCACUAUCUCUGACGAUGAGUCCCCUUUUCAAUCAUUUUCGAGGCAUCUGAGGCAUUACACUUCCCGAAAGCUCAAGCAUCGAUCUGGUGCGUAUGACGCCUUCUUUUGCAUAUCCAAGUUGUUAUAUGAUGAUGAUGAUGAUGAUGAUAAAUGGGUUACCUCGAGGACCGAUCUACCGACAUGGUCAUGGUCUUCGAUUAUGGGACUAUCUGAUGAUGAUCAGAUUCACUACCAAGCAACAGAGGUCUUCAACAUUAGCCCUGAUUCCAAUAAUCCGGAUGAUGACUGGCAGAUCUAUAUGGCCAUUGCAUGUAGGGAAGGAUGUGUGGCAGAGCAUAUACCGUCACUCCUUUUCUUCCCCACGACUCAUGACUUCGUAGUAAGACCGGGAGGAGUCAUAGCAACAAAAUGUCAAGCAGCGUUUCUCCAUCUGUCUCCAAGGCCUUCAUAUUCCUCCAACAUCAUCAACGAAGAUGGAGAACGAAUCGGGGAAUUGUGCGGGGAUACAGCAAGACUCAGAAGAGAACAGGGGCUCUGGCUACUUCGCCUGGCCAUGGCGCACCAUCGAACCUCACGUUCGAAUUCAUUGCCAUUUCGUUGUCUGGCAUCAGGAUCAUGCCUUAUUGGGCCGAAAAAAUCUUAUGAUGUUAAUGGCAACGCCCUGGCUAAGGUGCCAAUUGUGAAUGUUUUGAUGAUUACCCGAGACGGGGAUUUUGCACGUCGUCGUGAGCUUUGGCUGGGUAUGCUUGGUUGA
This is a messenger RNA of Paracoccidioides brasiliensis Pb18, 897 nucleotides long. RefSeq lists its product as uncharacterized. The transcript has 4 exons. Bases 1 to 897 code for a protein of 298 amino acids. The record is from RefSeq and is a predicted model, not a curated record.